UUCUCUCUCUAAAAACAAAAACAAAUGUCUUCCUCAAGCGGCGCCGCCCAGAAGAAGAUCGUCGUGAAGAGCUCCGACGGGGAUAUUUUCGAGAUGGAUGAGGCGGUUGCUUCAAAUUCUCUCACUAUCAAAAACAUGAUUGAGGAUGGCUGCGCCGACGACGUCAUCCCACUGCCGAACGUCAAUACCCCGAUUCUGGCCAUGAUUAUCCAAUACUGCAAGCACCACACCGAAGCCGCCGCCGAUAAAGGCGCGGCGGCGGCCGCCAAGAAGGUCUCCGAAGAUUCUCUGAUCGAUUUUGAUACCGAAUUCAUGGACGUCGAACAGUGCACCCGAUUUGACCUGCUGUUGGCAGCAAAUUACUUAAACAUCAAGAGCUUGAUGGAUCUGAUUUGUGAAACUGUAGCGGGCACGAUGAAGGGGAAGUCGCCGGUUGAACUUCGCGAAAUGUUCAACAUCGAAAACGACUUUACUCCGGAGGAGGAAGAGAAAUUUCGCAAGGAUCGUGAUUGGAAAUUUGAGAAUAAUUGAUGAAAUUUUAUUUUUUCUUUUUUUUAAAUCUCAGGAUUAACAAAUUUCGUAAUUCAUUUCGUUUAAUUUGUUGAGAUUCCUUUGGUAGAUAUGUCAAUUUCGUUUAAUUUGUUGAGAUUCCUUUGGUAGAUAUGUCAAUUUCGUUUAA
Molecule: messenger RNA, 679 nt
Organism: Erythranthe guttata (spotted monkey flower)
Lineage: Eukaryota; Viridiplantae; Streptophyta; Magnoliopsida; Lamiales; Phrymaceae
Product: SKP1-like protein 1A
Biological process (GO): ubiquitin-dependent protein catabolic process
Source: RefSeq, a predicted model, not a curated record